Molecule: messenger RNA, 2222 nt
Organism: Stereum hirsutum FP-91666 SS1
Lineage: Eukaryota; Fungi; Basidiomycota; Agaricomycetes; Russulales; Stereaceae
Exons: 2
Coding region: 58-1806 (582 amino acids)
Biological process (GO): pyrimidine nucleotide-sugar transmembrane transport
Cellular component (GO): Golgi membrane
Molecular function (GO): UDP-galactose transmembrane transporter activity
Source: RefSeq, a predicted model, not a curated record
CGCGCGUCCUCUGCGUCCCUCAACUCCCCCGGCCCCUCCGAGGUCUACCACAGACCGAUGCCUGUGCUUAGGACGUCCUCUCCCGUCCCCACCCUCUCCGUCUCCGCGCCCCCAAAUGGAAACGGUGCAAAGGACGACUCGCCCGUCAUCUUCGGCAUGCCGCUCAAAUACCUCUCCCUCGUCACCCUCGCCGUCCAAAACGCGGCGCUCUCGAUAGUCAUGCACUACUCCCGAGUCUCCAUCCCGCCUGCCGAGGCCUACUCGACCGCGUCCGCCGUCCUCCUCAACGAGCUCCUCAAGGGCUCCAUCUCCUUCCUCAUCGCCGCCUACCGCGUCUACAUCUUCCACUCCCCCAAGCGCGACGCCGCCCUCUACGCCCCUUCUGCCCAACACACCCCGCUCUCCGCCCUCCGCCAGGUCCUGCGCGAGAUCUUCAGCCCGGACUGCUGGAAGCUCUCCAUCCCCGCCCUCCUCUACGUCGUCCAGAACUCCCUCCAGUUCGUCGCCAUCUCCAACCUUCCCGUCGCCACCUUCCAGGUCACCUACCAGAUGAAGAUCCUCACCACCGCCGCCUUCUCCGUCGCCCUCCUCCGCAAACGGCUCAGCUCCACCAAAUGGGUCUCCCUCAUCUUCCUCGCCCUCGGCGUCGCCAUCGUCCAGAUCCAGACCACCUCUUCCACCACGACGACGACGACGACGCACCACCACCACCGCGAGUCCGCCGUCGGCAGCGCACACGACUCGGCUCCCCUCUACACCCACAUCAUGUCCCCCCUCAAAGGCUUCGGCGCCGUCACGGCAGCAUGCUUCACCUCCGGCCUCGCAGGCGUUUACUUUGAAAUGGUCCUCAAAAACUCGAAAGCAGACCUCUGGGUCCGCAACGUCCAGCUCUCCCUCUUCUCCCUCAUCCCCGCCCUCCUCCCGACACUCUACCACCACCACGCCACUUCAAACCCAUACUCUCCCUCUGGCAACAGUUUCUUCGGCCAGUUUUUCGCAAACUUUGGAUUGUGGGCAUGGGCGACCGUCGCGAUUCAGGUGUUCGGAGGGUUGAUCACUGCAGUCGUAAUCAAAUACUCAGACAACAUCCUCAAAGGCUUCGCGACCUCUCUCUCCAUCAUCCUCUCCUUCCUCGCCUCCGUCGCCCUCUUCGAUUUCCGCCUCACAUCCUCAUUCAUGAUCGGCUCUUCCGUCGUCCUCGCCGCGACAUGGAUGUACAACCAGCCCGCGGGGUCCGAACCGCAAUUGCUCGUCAACGUCGUUAAUGGGGCGACUGGGGCAACAAAAUCGAGAGCGGGAGCGGGGUGGCCCGGGAGUCCGGUGGGGCCUGAUGAGCCGAUAUUGGGGGAUUUGGGAGAGAGGGAUAAGAAGGAGAUGUCGAGAGUUCCGACCCCCAUACCGGGUCUUGGGAAUGGGAGUCCGACGGGGAGUCCGACGGGGGAGAUCACGCCGUUUGGACAUUCGCAUGAGAUGGGACAGCCGGGGUUGGUCUAUGGAGCGGGGCAGGGGUAUGGAUUGGGCGUGCAGGUGGACGGUGCUGCUGCGAAUGGCACAGCGAAUGGGAAUGGGACGGCGAACGGGAAUGGGAAUGGGAAUGGGGGGUGGAUGGAGAUGGUGGAUACGCCGAGGUAUUUGAGCGCGCCGUAUGGAUCGCCUUAUAAUUCGCGGACACCGUCACCUUCGCCGCCUUCACCUGGGAGUGUGCCGCCGCCUCCGCCUCUGUCGAGGUAUGCCUCGAGUACUGGGUCACCGAAUUUGGGGACGGGGGUGUGGAUGGGCGGAAGUGGGGGUGAGAGGAGGCAAUAGGAGGAUUUGGGGUUUCUUGGGGAGGCUUGUAAGAAGGAGAGGAGAGAGUGAGUGGUGGUGCAUGAAAUUUGAUUCGUUGGUUAGUUGGUCAGUUGAUACCCCCCGCUUGCGUGACAUUGUCAGUGAGCGAAUCGAUAUCUAUUCGAGUCGAAUAUUAGAGUUUUUUUUUCUUCUCACCUUUUACUUUUUUGAACUUUACUUCCGUUCGUUUUCGUUUUCGUUUUUUUAUCCCCCUUGUCCUUGUCCUCUUACCCGUAGCUUACUCUAUCCCAUCCCCAUCCCCAUCCCCAUCUCAUGCUACACUGGCACUCCUCUGCAUUUCGCCCCUCUGCCGCUACCCCCUCCCCCUCCCUCCAUCUAUGCAUUCAACAGACACAGACACUCACGCCCACCCGCACAGACUCAGACUCAGAUCG